This is a messenger RNA of Jaculus jaculus (lesser Egyptian jerboa), 3106 nucleotides long. It is a transcript of the gene Gja1, whose product is annotated as gap junction protein alpha 1. Lineage: Eukaryota; Metazoa; Chordata; Mammalia; Rodentia; Dipodidae. Gene Ontology annotation, biological process: cell-cell signaling; heart development. Gene Ontology annotation, molecular function: transmembrane transporter activity. The coding region runs from base 233 to 1381 and encodes 382 amino acids. The transcript has 2 exons. Gene Ontology annotation, cellular component: connexin complex. The record is from RefSeq and is a predicted model, not a curated record.
UUUAAAAGCUCUGUGCUUCCAAGUUAGAAAAGCGCUUUUACGAGGUAUCAGCACUUUUCUUUCAUUAGGGAAGGCGUGAGGAAAGUACCAAACAGCAGCCGACUUUUAAACUUUAAAUAGACAGGUCUGAGUGCCUGAACUUGCCUUUCUUUUGACUUCAUCCUCCCAGGAGCUCAACCACUUGGCGCGCCUGCUGCACUUCCAUUAAGCGAAAGAGAGGUGCCCAGGCGACAUGGGUGACUGGAGCGCCCUAGGGAAACUUCUGGACAAGGUCCAAGCCUACUCCACUGCUGGAGGGAAGGUGUGGCUGUCUGUCCUCUUCAUUUUCAGAAUUCUGCUACUUGGGACAGCAGUUGAAUCAGCUUGGGGUGACGAGCAGUCUGCCUUUCGCUGCAACACUCAACAACCAGGUUGUGAAAACGUGUGCUAUGACAAGUCCUUCCCUAUCUCUCACGUGCGCUUCUGGGUCCUGCAGAUCAUAUUUGUGUCUGUGCCCACACUCCUGUACCUGGCCCAUGUGUUCUACGUGAUGCGCAAGGAAGAGAAACUGAACAAGAAAGAGGAGGAGCUCAAAGUGGCCCAAACAGAUGGUGUCAACGUGGAGAUGCACUUGAAGCAGAUAGAAAUCAAGAAGUUCAAGUACGGAAUUGAAGAGCAUGGCAAGGUGAAGAUGCGUGGAGGCCUGCUGAGAACCUACAUCAUCAGCAUCCUGUUCAAGUCGGUUUUUGAGGUGGCCUUCCUGCUCAUCCAGUGGUACAUCUAUGGCUUCAGCUUGAGUGCUGUGUACACCUGUAAGAGAGACCCCUGCCCGCAUCAGGUGGACUGCUUCCUCUCCCGCCCCACGGAGAAAACCAUCUUCAUUAUCUUCAUGCUGGUGGUUUCCUUGGUGUCCCUGGCCUUGAAUAUCAUUGAACUCUUCUAUGUCUUCUUCAAGGGCGUUAAGGAUCGUGUGAAGGGCAGGAGUGACCCUUACCAUGCCACCACUGGUCCCCUGAGCCCCUCAAAAGACUGCGGGUCUCCAAAAUAUGCUUAUUUCAAUGGCUGCUCCUCACCGACCGCUCCUCUGUCGCCUAUGUCUCCUCCUGGGUAUAAGCUGGUGACUGGCGACAGAAACAAUUCCUCUUGCCGCAAUUACAACAAGCAGGCCAGUGAGCAAAACUGGGCUAAUUACAGCGCAGAGCAAAACCGAAUGGGGCAGGCAGGAAGCACCAUCUCCAACUCCCACGCUCAGCCUUUUGAUUUCCCCGAUGAGAACCAGAAUGCCAAAAAAAUCGCUGCUGGCCAUGAACUCCAGCCGUUAGCCAUUGUGGACCAGCGGCCUUCAAGCAGAGCCAGCAGUCGCGCCAGCAGCAGGCCUCGGCCUGAUGACCUGGAGAUCUGAGGAGGCAGCAGCAAGAUGCCACUGCUCGUGGAGAAGAAAAAGGUGCUGUUGCAAGAGCACCUGAAGUGUUCCUUUUGUCCAGUAGAGGUGGUACUCAAGGGCCUUAGCAAUGAGGCUUAGAAACAGACAUUAUAAUACCUUAGGUUCUUUGGGGGUAGGGGGUGUAGGGGAUAGGUGGGUGGAGCAGAUGGGGAUAAGGGAGGUACAUGUUGGUAUUUAACGUAGUGCGCAUUCAAAGAACUUAAGUUUUAAAUAAGAGUUGCAUUAGGUGAACAUAAGUAAGGGCUUUUUCUCCUUUUCACCCCAAAACCCUUAAGAAUGGUUCUGUAUAUGUGGAUGAGUGGGUGAUAAUUGUGACUAAAUGUUUUUUAGUUUUGUUUUACCAAGAAACUGAGAUAGCUUUGGCCAAUACUUCCUUAGCAUUAUGUUUCUUUUCAACAGCAAAAGACAGAAGAUUGUUCCCUUGUCCUUGCUAAGACAUUCCAUUGUUAGAAUUUGCACUUUGAAGGUAAGCUUUCUAGGCCUGACCCUCAGGUGUCAGUGGACUUGGGCUACUAUCUUUUUUUUUUUUUUUCUCUUUCUAUGUUUGAUAGCAGUUGAGGCAGGCUCACAGAUAAAGGUUUUCCAUGUAUUUACAUCUCAGCUGUUCCUUUUUAUAUCGGUUCCAUCAUGUUACUAUCACUUGUUCAUCAUUCCUCAAUUAUUCUUCACAUUGACUGGUUCUGGAAACCUUUUUAUAAGACAGUUGAGAUGUCAAUUAGAGGUUUUUUGUUUUUUGUUUCUUUUUUUGAGUCAGGGAAGCAAGCCAUGCUCAAUGUCCAGGAGUCACUUCUAGGUAUCCAUGCAUGGAAGAGUGUGUUUAUGUGUCAAGUAUUGGUAGAAGCAGAUGCAGUAUAAACUCAUACACAGAUUUGAAUAGAAUUUGAAUAGAAUACAGUGUUCAAAUUUGAAACAUCCUCAUGGAUUUUUGUGGUGUGGGCCAAUAUGGUGUUUACAUUAUAUAAUUCCUGCUGUGCAAAUAAAGCACACUUUUUUUCCUAAAAUGUUUUCUUCCAUGUAUCCUAUUGUGGAUACUGGUCUUGUUAAUUAUGAUUUUCUUUCUCUUUAUUAUUUUUUGUAGAGUGUAGCAGUGAUGCUAUUACUGAGAUGAGUGAUUUUUCUCUGAGAUAUAAUCAUUGAUGCUUGAAUGAUAGAAUUUUAGUACUGUAAACAGGCUUUAGUUGUUAAUGUGAGAGAAUUAGAAAUGCUUAGAGUAGGCUAUUAUGUGUGCCUAAAUGAAUUUUGCAGCCAUUGGUAUUUUGGUUUUGUCAUACUUACUACACAUUAAUUCAAAACUGUAUUUGCUCAUGAGUUUGACAGUCUUGGAGUGACCUGCAACUUUGAUGUUUGCACUAAGAUUUUAUGUGGAAUGCAAGAGAGGUCAGGUGGGUUCCAGUAGUUCACAUGGAACUAAUUUAUUUGAACUAAAUCCUACAGACAUCUACCAAUUUCUUCAAGUGCCUUUUGUAAACUCGUCACAGAUGACUGGUGACAAUGUUGAGUGUCAUACUUCUUGCAUGUCAGCUACAUCAACAGUUGUGUACAAUGAAAGAUACUAAUUUGUUUGACAUUCCAUGUUCAACUACUGUCGUGUUCAGCUUCAUUGCAUGUAAUGUAGACCUAGUUCAUCGGAUCAUGUGUUCCAGAGAGUGUUCUUUAUUCAAUAAAGUUUUAAUUUAGUAGAAA